Molecule: messenger RNA, 306 nt
Organism: Marasmius oreades (fairy-ring Marasmius)
Lineage: Eukaryota; Fungi; Basidiomycota; Agaricomycetes; Agaricales; Marasmiaceae
Exons: 3
Coding region: 1-306 (101 amino acids)
Source: RefSeq, a predicted model, not a curated record
AUGUCUGGCGACGGCAAGACCACUGGCGCAUAUCACAACGUCAAAGGCAACGUUAAAGAAACCGUAGGAAAUAUGACCGGUUCCCAUGAUAUGCAACGUCAAGGAUUAGAAGAGCAGGCGCGUGGGGAACACGAUUACGACGCUGCCCGCAUCAAAGGAUUCAACGAGGGUGCCAUGGAUAGCGCUCUUGGAAAAAAAGAAGCUCUAGUCGGUGCUGCUACGGGAGAUUCGUCUCAACAAGCGAAAGGCGGAUACAGGGAGGAGCAUGGUGAAAGGAAACGAGAUAUCAAUCGCCAUAUUGACUAG